Messenger RNA from Thlaspi arvense, 1742 nucleotides. Lineage: Eukaryota; Viridiplantae; Streptophyta; Magnoliopsida; Brassicales; Brassicaceae. The record is from the annotation of a GenBank genome assembly.
CACACACACACACACACACACAAACACCUCUCUCAACUCUCUUUCUCUCUCUGUGUGAAACUAAUAACAAAAGGAUCGCUUUAGACAAUCGACAGAUAGAUAUGGAAAAAGUCAGAGAGAUUCUGAGAGAAGGGAGAAGAGUGGCAAAAGAAGACCCAAGGAGGGUAGUACACUCGUUCAAAGUGGGUCUAGUUCUUGCCUUAGUCUCUUCCUUCUAUUAUUACCAACCUCUCUACGACAGUUUCGGUGUCAAUGCAAUGUGGGCUGUUAUGACAGUUGUUGUCGUCUUCGAGUUCUCCGUUGGUGCCACACUAGGGAAAGGACUUAACAGAGUAGCGGCAACACUAUUUGCCGGGGCACUUGGAAUCGGAGCUCAUCACCUUGCAAGCUUUUCUGGUACAACAGGAGAACCAAUUCUUCUCGCAAUCUUUGUCUUUAUACAAGCUGCGUUAUCGACGUUUGUGAGGUUCUUCCCGCGGGUGAAAGCGAGAUACGAUUACAGUCUGUUGAUAUUCAUACUCACCUUUGCGCUGAUAUCAGUGUCGGGGUUUCGAGAGGAGCAAGUUCUAAUGUUAACACAUAAAAGAAUCUCCACUGUGAUCAUAGGAGGGCUCAGUUGUGUCCUUAUCUCCAUCUUUGUCUGCCCUGUUUGGGCCGGCCAAGAUCUUCAUUUUCUCAUUGCUUCUAACAUUGAGGAACUCUCCUUCUUCUUGUUAGAUUUUGGGGACAAGUAUUGUGAAACGGUAGAAGAUAGUGACACCAAAGAGGUUGACAAACGAAAAAAGGAUUUUGGCAACUAUAACAGUGUUCUCAACUCAAAAAGCAAUGAGGAAUCUUUGGCUAAUUUUGCGAAAUGGGAACCUGGUCACGGCAGAUUCAGAUUCCGGCAUCCUUGGAAACAAUAUCUAGCCAUUGGUGGACUAAUCCGACAAUGUGCUUACCGAAUUGAUGCCCUGAAUUCAUAUCUUAAUGCAGAAAUUCAGGUGUCAAUUGGUAUAAAAAAGAAAUUAGAAGAACCAUUGAGAAGAAUGAGUUCGGAGUUGGGAAAAGCGAUGAAAGAAAUGUCAAUUUCAUUAAAGAAAAUGAUUAAACCAUCUUCUUCUGAUCUUCAUCUCCAAAACGCACAAUCGACCUGCAAAGCCCUCACCAACUUACUUAAGUCAGGCAUCUUGAAAGAAGUUGACCCACUAGAAUUGAUCUCACUUUUGACGGCAAUCUCCUUACUCAUCGAUAUUAUUAAUCUGACCCAGAAAAUCUUGGAAUCUCUGCAUGAACUUGCAUCAGCUUCAAGAUUUAAGAACAAGAUUGAGCCCCCUAAACCAAAUGCCAAAAGCAUUGUCUGUGGCCGGUCGACCAAAUGCCAUGAUGAUCAUGUGGUCACAAUUGUUCAAGAUGAUGGUUAUAAUGAUGUUACAUCAAAAAAUGAUAACCGUUCGAACGAGGUUUCGAGCCAUGAGAAACAUGAAGAUUGUGUACAUGAGAAACAUGAAGAUGGUGAUACACAUGUACAUUCGAGCUGUGAUUCAUAUGGUCAAACUAGUAUUCGUGUUGUUGUAGGAUGUAUUGAUAUUAGAAUCCCAUGAAAUCACAAAGAAAUUAAGUAUUUUUUUUCUAUUUUUAUAUAGUAACUUAUAAAAAUUGUUUGAUAUAACUUUAUAUAAACAUUUACCUUUUUCUAUGUGAAAUGUUUAUAAAUCAUUGUUGUAAGUAUUCCGAGAUAAUAAAGUUAUUAAAACGGUGUU